AUGAACUCGGAGCUGACGAUGGAGAAUCUGGGCGACCUUCACGGGGCCGGUCAUGAGCCGGGAUCCGCCACCACAGAUCUGCUUCGAAGCAGCAGCACCAGCGGCAGCCCCCACCACCCCCUCCACCAUCCCCACCGUGGCAGUAGCCUCGGCUCCGUGGGCACUCGCGGCGGCGGCGGCAGCCACCUCUCGGCGCGUUCCCUGGGCAUGGCCUCGCUCCUGGAGGGAGGGAAUUAUCACCCGCAUCACCAACCCCACCACCGGAGCCCGCCCGAGCAUUCGCUAAGCGGGCCUCCCUUGCACCCCACUAUGACCAUGGCUUGCGAAACUCCCCCGGGGAUGGGAGGCCUGAACAGCACCUACGCCACCCUCACGCCGCUGCAGCCGCUUCCUCCCAUCUCCACCGUCUCGGAGAAGUUUCCCCACCACCAUCACCACCACCACCACCAGCGCCUGGCAGGCAGCGUGAGCGGUAGCUUCACCUUCAUGCGCGGCAGCGGCGGCGGCGGGGACGAGCGGGGACUGGCCGGUGCUUCCCUGAACCCCCUGUAUUCGCCCUACCACCACAAGGAGGUGGCCGCUGGACUGGCGCAGAACCUCUCGCCGCUCUCAGGCUCCGGCCUUGGUGGGCUCCAUCACUCCCCGCAGGGCCUCCCGCACUACGCCCACCACCCCGGGGCCACCGCCGAGAAGAUGCUCACUCCCGCCGCCGGCUUCGAAGCCCACCACCCGGCCCUGUUGACCCGGCCAGGGGAGCAGCCGCACCCUCAUCCCCACCACCUCGGCGCCACCCCCGCUGGCAGCCUGCUGCCCCCUCCUCUCAACGGUGUUCACCACCACGCCCACCUCGGGGCCCAGGGGCACCACCACCCCGGGCAGGGCUUGGCAGCGCCGAGGGACCCUAUUUCCGCCAACCCCCAGCUGAAUGGCAGCGUCGCAGGCGGAAGCCACUCGGGGCCGCUGGAGGAGAUCAACACCAAGGAUGUGGCCCAACGGAUCACCACCGAACUUAAGCGCUACAGCAUUCCUCAGGCCAUCUUCGCACAGAGGGUGCUCUGCCGCUCGCAGGGGACCCUCUCGGACCUGCUGCGCAAUCCCAAACCAUGGAGCAAGCUGAAAUCCGGGCGGGAGACCUUCCGGAGGAUGUGGAAGUGGCUGCAGGAGCCCGAGUUCCAGCGCAUGUCCGCGCUCCGGCUGGCAGCUUGUAAACGGAAAGAACAAGAACAUGGGAAGGAGAGAGGGAACACUCCCAAGAAGCCCAGACUGGUCUUUACAGAUGUCCAGCGUCGAACUCUUCAUGCAAUAUUCAAAGAAAAUAAGCGCCCAUCCAAAGAAUUGCAAAUCACCAUUUCACAGCAGUUGGGUCUAGAACUGAGCACUGUCAGCAACUUUUUUAUGAAUGCACGAAGGAGGAGCUUGGAUAAAUGGCAAGACGAGGGUGGCUCUAAUCCAAGCAACUCAUCAUCUUCAUCCAACACUUGUACCAAAGCAUAAACUACAAACUCAACCUCGGUGGAAAAGCUUUAAGAACAGAGGAACAGGACCUCAGGAAAGCAGGUUUAUACUCUUUUUUUAAAAUGAUAUUUAUAAACCCAAAGAAACCAAAGACUUAUUUCAGAUAUGACUUUCCUCUUUAGAGACAUGUUUCAGUGGGAUUAUGGCCUUUGCAAGAUAAGAAGAUGGGGAAAGAUUUGGGAACCCAGCCACUGGUUUUACAUCAACUUCUAAGACCUCCUCAAACUU
This is a messenger RNA of Pogona vitticeps (central bearded dragon), 1743 nucleotides long. NCBI's taxonomy places the organism in Eukaryota, Metazoa, Chordata, Lepidosauria, Squamata, Agamidae. The record is from RefSeq and is a predicted model, not a curated record.